This is a messenger RNA of Pieris macdunnoughi, 3435 nucleotides long. NCBI's taxonomy places the organism in Eukaryota, Metazoa, Arthropoda, Insecta, Lepidoptera, Pieridae. The record is from the annotation of a GenBank genome assembly.
AUGCUGAUCAAUACGUUUCUGGACACGGAAGAUUUCGUGCAUUUAUAUUACCCCGAGGAUGAGCCACCCGCGGCCCAAGGUUGUGCAGCCGGGGCCCGAAUGGCAUCCAAGUACCCGAGGCCGCCUUCGCCGGACUAUAAGGAGGUAUCGACGCUAACGGCGACGUGCGACAUGAGCGAGCGGGACCGUGAGCGGCGCGGCGCGCCGCCCGAGCCGCCGCCGCAUCGUGUACGCGCUGCUGACUUGUACCCGCGCACGCGCACGCAUUACGACGAGCCCGGCCUAGAGCCUGCGCUUGCGCCAAUAUGUGGCGAGUUUGUUCAGUGGGUGGGACGUACAUCAGAUGGCACGAUCGCGAUGUCCAACUACCGGCUUCACCUACACACGCGUCGCCGCGGCGGCUCCGGCCUCUCGGUGCCUCUGAGGCUCAUCGACGUGGUCGAGAUCCGGGAUCUGAUCACGCUAAUCAUUUUGUGCAAACAUGGAAGACAGCUCAAAUGUACGUUCAACGCGAGUGAACAAUGUCUGGAAUGGUGGAGGCGCCUGAGCACAUCCCUGGCCCCCAUCACUUCUCUGCAGGAUAUCUUCGCGGCUUCCUACGCCGCCUGGGCGAAAGAGCAGCCGCCUUCCUCCGUGCACAGAGCGUUACUGAACGCCUCCCAAGCGCCCCAUCAGAGACAUUGGUUCGGCUGCGAGUUGGAGCGAUUAGGAUUCACGACGAAGGGUCCGUGGCGCGUGUCCGCCGUCAACGCGGAGUACAAACUCUGCCCCUCCUACCCUCCGCUGCUCAUCGUGCCCGCUUCCAUCGGAGACGAGCAGCUCGAGGCCGUGGCCAGGUUCCGCACAAUGCGACGUAUUCCCGCCGUGGUGUGGCGUCACAGGAAGACGGGGGCCGUGAUCGCUCGCUCUUCGCAGCCCGAGGUGGGCUGGUUCGGAUGGCGCUCCGGGGACGACGAAGGCCUCCUGGCCGCCUUCGUCGGCGCCUGCGAUGCGGAUCGCACUACUCCCAAAAAGCCCCGAAGACUGCUAAUAGUGGACGCGCGGUCGUUCACGUCCGCGGUGACGAACCGGGCUCGGGGCGGAGGCUGCGAGUGCGCCCAGUACUACCCUCUGGCCGACAUUCAGUUCAUGAGCCUCCCCAACAUACACCACGUGCGCAAGAGUUUCCAGCAGAUGAGGGACCUCAUCGCGGACAACGAUCAGCCCAACUGGCACAGCGCUCUGGAGCGCACCCUGUGGCUGCAGUACCUGUCGGGGCUGCUGAGAGCGGCGUGCACGGUGGCCCGAGCGGCGGCCGACGGACAGCCCGUUCUCGUUCACUGUUCGGACGGCUGGGACCGCACGCCGCAGCUCGUGGCUCUGGCCCAGCUGCUCCUGGACCCCUAUUACCGCACCCUGGAGGGUUUCCGCACCCUCGUCGAACGGGAGUGGCUGGACUACGGCCACAAGUUCGCCGAACGAUGCGGGCACCAAGUGGGCGGAGAGGACCCCAACGAGAGAUCUCCCGUCUUCGUCCAAUGGUUGCAUCUCGUCCACCAACUCAUGUCGCAGUUUCCCGUCGCCUUUCAGUUCAACGAGGCCUAUCUCAUAAAGCUCGCCACUCACGUGCACUCGUGCAUGUUCGGCACCUUCCUGUGCAACAACCGUCGUGAGCGCGCCUCGGCCGGAGACCCCGGCCCGCACGUGUGGCAUCUGCUCGAGGCCCCCGCCUACCGGAACCAUCUCUACUUCCGCGACCAGGAGGAGCUGUGGCCCGAGUGCAGCGUGAGCGGGCUGCAGAUCUGGUGGGGGCUGUGGGGGGGAGGAGGCGCCCACGAGCCUCCGCCCGCCUCGCCCACGCCGCCCAGGCCCGCGCCGCCCCCGCACAACGGUGUCAUGACGAAGACGCGUUCGUGCGACAACCUGCUGAACGAAGGCGAGAAGAGAACUGCGCAGCGCCGCAACAGCGAUCCCAGCCUCGCACCCGACGCAAAGCUACUGAUGCUGAACGGGAGACCGGAGGAAGACAAAGUCGCCACAGAGUGUGAGAAAGCGUUGUCGGAUAGCUGCGUGGACUCUCUGCCUCCCUCGGAGCCCCCCGCGACCCAUCUGACGCUGGAUUUGCAGCAGGAAGAGGUGCAGUUACACGCGAACCACUUCCAUCCACCACCGAGAGACAUCGCCAGCAACUCUUCCUCGUUGGAGCGGGAACUGUCUCUGGUCCCCGACAAGGUCGACUCCGGCUCCGUCCUCGACGGCGUCGCGCCCGGCCUCGGGCCUGACGUCGCGGUCGACGUCACCGACGGUGGGUCGCCGGACACGGUCGACAGGGACGUGUUCGACCUCUACGCGGAUGUCAUCGAAAUAGCGGAUACCUCUAGAGAAGCCCGGACGCGGAACAUAAGCAUCACGUGGCGGUCCAUAUCCGAAUCUAGCAACCAGUCGUCGAACGGUUUCGAUAUUCCGGAAAACUCGCCACAGAACAGACUGGAACCCGUCGCGGCCCGACUGGAGAGAGCGAUCGACAACAGGAGCUCGUCCGAGAGAGACACUUCCCCGGACGACAGAAUAUCGUCCGACAGAGACGGGCCGGUCGCGGACGACCACGACUCCACGGAGGCCGACAUAGCGAACCAUAACGUCGUGAACGGCAACACCAAUCACAACCGGGAAGGUGUUGGCAACGGAGACGCGAACGGAAUCGUGAACGUCGCGGCCAAGUUUCUGGAAGUGGAAUUGAAUGGCGCGGUGUCGUCGAGCUCCGAGAGCGAGGGCGAGGGGCGAGCGCGAGAGGAGAGCCGCGCCGGCCGCGUGCCCAGCCAGCUCACGCUGUGUCCCGCUUCGCCCGGGCGGACCUACUGCCGCUGCGGAUCGGAGUCGGUGCCGAACGGCGUGUGCUGGUGCGGCGUGUGCGGCACGGGGACGGCGGGGGUUGCCGGGGGCUGCGUGUGCGGGGAGGGGGCGGAGAGGGAGUCGCGGGGGGAGAGAGACUCGCUCGACGGCCUGCCCCCGGCUGACGACCCCCUGCAGGCCCGACUGCAUCAGAUCAUCCUCUACCAGAAGAAAGUGGUAGACGAGCUGAACGUACAGUUACGAUCGGCUCACGAGGCUUUGAGGAGAGCGUCGCCGGCCGCCCACGCCCCGCCGCCCGCCCGGCAUCGGCCGUCUACGCCCGAACCGCCCAAGACGGCGAUCGGCAGCAGCAGCGGGGGCAGCGGCAGCAGCAGCGGCAGCGCCUCGGAGGUCGAGGUGGGGGAGGAGGCGAACGGCGUGCUCUGGCUGCCGGACAGUGCGGCGCCUCGUUGCCAGCAUUGCCGCAACCAGUUCUGGCUCGCGAGGCGGCGCCACCACUGCAGGCGUUGCGGAGGCAUCUUCUGCGGGUCCUGUUCGGAGAUGAGCUCGUGGGGCGACGUGGGGUCGGUGCGCGUGUGUCGCCGAUGCCGCGCCCUCAGGUGA